AUGCGGACUAAAGUUCCUAGAAACUUUAAAAGCUCUGAUAUGAAUCUUUAUGAUGAGACAACCGACCCAAAGCACCACCUCAACAAUUUUAAAAGUCGGAUGUACUUGGCUGACGCCUCGGAUGCUACACGCUGCAAGGCCUUCCCGACAAUUUUAACGAAAUCGGCCAUGAAGUGGUUUGACAGCCUGCCACCUAAGUCGGUUACUAGCUUCGACGACCUUGCGCGUAAAUUUCUUACGCGAUUUUCAAUUCAGAAGGAUAAGGUCAAGCAUGCACCCAGCCUACUCGAAGUCAAACAGGAGGUCGGCGAAUCCCUGAGAGAUUACAUGGAAAGAUUCAAUAAGGCAUGUUUGAAAAUCCAAGACUUGCCCACUGAGGCGGUAAUAAUGGGGUUAGUAAAUGGCCUCCGAGAAGGAGAAGGACCAUUUUCCCAGUCCAUCUAA
Molecule: messenger RNA, 444 nt
Organism: Arachis stenosperma
Lineage: Eukaryota; Viridiplantae; Streptophyta; Magnoliopsida; Fabales; Fabaceae
Exons: 1
Coding region: 1-444 (147 amino acids)
Source: RefSeq, a predicted model, not a curated record